Sesamum indicum (sesame) is the source of this 1256-nucleotide messenger RNA. Its product is annotated as kirola. Gene Ontology annotation, biological process: defense response. NCBI's taxonomy places the organism in Eukaryota, Viridiplantae, Streptophyta, Magnoliopsida, Lamiales, Pedaliaceae. The record is from RefSeq and is a predicted model, not a curated record.
ACCUUCAAACAACGCUUACUGAUCUUUUUGUAGAUAUAUAUACUUUGCUUAUAAUUAUAUUUAUCGAAUAAUCGACAGAUUUAGAGAUGGGGUUAACUGGUAAGCUGGUGGCUGCAAUAGAGUUCAAGGCUGGGGGAGACGUGUUUCAUGAGCUGUUCAGGCACAAGCCCCACCAUGUUUCCACAACCAGCCCUGGGAAAGUGCAAGGAUGUGAUUUGCAUGAGGGUGAGUUUGGGCAUGUUGGUUCCAUCAUUUGCUGGAAGUACACUCAUGACGGGAAAGAGAAAAUUGCGAAACAACUCAUUCAAACCAUCGACGAGGAGAAGAAGUUGAUCGAAUUCAAGAUGCUGGAAGGAGAUCUGAUGGAGGAAUACAAAACCUUCCUUAUAACGCUGCACAUCGAGACUAAGGACGGCAUUGAUUUGGUUACAUGGACAUUGGAAUAUGAGAUGCUGAGUGAAGACGUGGACCAUCCAAUCUCCUUGCUCUCCUUCUUCAUCGACCUCACUAAGGACAUCGAAACUCAUCAUAUUGGCAAACCCACAGAUUUGGAGAUGGGGUUAACUGGUAAGCUGGUAGCUGCAAUAGAGUUUAAGGCUGGGGGAGACGUGUUUCAUGAGCUGUUCAGGCACAAGCCCCACCAUGUUUCCACAACCAGCCCUGGGAAAAUACAAGGAUGUGAUUUGCAUGAGGGUGAGUUUGGGCAUGUUGGUUCCAUCAUUUUCUGGAAUUACACACAUGAUGGGAAAGCGAAAACUGCAAAACAACUGAUUCAAAAAAUCGACGAGGAGAAGAAGUUGAUCGAAUUCAAGAUGUUGGAAGGAGAUCUGAUGGAGGAAUACAAAACCUUCCUUAUAACGCUGCACAUCGAGACUAAGAACGACAUUGAUUUGGUUACAUGGACAUUGGAGUAUGAGAUGCUGAACGACGAUGUCGGGCACCCUAUCUCCUUGCUAUCCUUCAUCAUCGACCUCACUAAGGACAUCGAAACCCAUCACAUCAAGAAACCCUAAAUCAGAUGGUUCCCAUCCUAAUGCAUGAAACCCUAGUCGAACAAUCUGUUAAUUAUGAACGAGAGUUGGUGUGUUAAUAAAACUCUUUGUUCACAAAGGCACGUACACAUGCGUGUGAGUGUUAUGUACUAAUAAAGGAGAUCAGCUGCAUGCUUGCUCUAGGUGGUGGUGCUUGGGACCCUGUACUGCUCGUAUUUGUGACGUGUCUGUGUAUUUGCAUGAGUUUGAAAUAAUAUGUUUUUA